Messenger RNA from Carcharodon carcharias (great white shark), 1272 nucleotides. Its product is annotated as B2 bradykinin receptor-like. The coding region runs from base 186 to 1271 and encodes 361 amino acids. Gene Ontology annotation, cellular component: membrane. Gene Ontology annotation, molecular function: bradykinin receptor activity. Lineage: Eukaryota; Metazoa; Chordata; Chondrichthyes; Lamniformes; Lamnidae. The transcript has 2 exons. Gene Ontology annotation, biological process: immune response; G protein-coupled receptor signaling pathway; neutrophil chemotaxis. The record is from RefSeq and is a predicted model, not a curated record.
GUGUGGGUGAGCGACUUCCUCUGUUAAAUAUUUACAACAUGAAGCAGCACUUUGCUGGUGUAAGUACUUACACCGAGGCUGAUAAAGACACAGAGCUUGACCAGCUCCUCUACUCGUCUAGCUCUUUCCAGGAAUAGAAACCGAAGCAAAGUUGAAUUGUGGAGUUCUGCACACGUAGUGUCUCAAUGAUUGUCAACACAACAGCAAACCAGUUCCUGAUAACAACUUCAAAUCUCAGCACCAUUGACAGCUCCAAUGGUUCGAACUAUUGCCCUGAAGGUAACUUCUGGGAAUGGCUCUACACUUUUCAACCGAUUUACAUAAUGAUGGUGUGCAUCACUGGUCUUGUAGGAAACAGCUUUGUCUUGAUUGUCAUGUGUUUACACAAAAGCCAUUGCACAGUGGCAGAGAUCUACCUGGGAAAUCUAGCUGGUGCCGACCUACUCCUCUUGGCUUGUCUCCCUUUCUGGGCCACCAACAUUGCCCGACGCUUCAGUUGGCCCUUCGGAGAGUUCCUCUGCCGUUACGUCAACUCUGUUCUUUACAUGAAUCUUUGCAGUAGUGUCUACCUCCUUGCGAUGGUCAGUAUCGACCGCUACCUAGCUCUGGUGAAAGUCCUGAGUCACAGCAGAAUACGGACGGUUUCAUGUGCUAAGAUUAACUGUUUCUUCAUCUGGAUGUUCAGCUUGUUGAUGAGCAGCCCUGUCAUCAUAUUCCGAAAAGUGAUCGAUGUUCAACACUUGAAUAUCUCCGCCUGCCUACUCAAGUAUCCUCAUGAAGCCUGGAUGCUGCAGAUGGACAUUGUGCUGAUAGUCAUUGUCUUCCUAGUGCCUGCUGCCAUCAUCAGUUACUGCACCUUCCAAAUCCUAAAAGUUCUAAGAAACAACCAAAUGCAACGCUUCAAGCAAGUGCGCAAGGAAAGCAAGGCCACAUAUUUGGUCCUCAUUGUCCUCUUGGUCUUCGUCAUUUGCUGGAUGCCCUUUCAACUCCUCAGGUUCCUCAAGAUCUUCAACGAAACAAAUUUACUGUCGGGCUGCAUCUGGCAGAGUGUGAUUGGUAACGGCAAUCAGAUUGCGACCUUUCUUGCGUUCACCAACAGCUGUAUCAACCCCAUACUCUAUGUCCUUGUGGGAAAGCAAUUCAGGAAGAAAGCAAAGGAGCUCUAUAUCCAAACCAUAGCCAGUAGGAGCUCAUCGUGGAAUUUCAGUGAUUCCUUAACAAUCGAGAGCACAUCGGGAAAGAGUAAACAGUUAAAUAGGGAGCAGGCAUGAA